AUGGCGCCCAUCUCGCAACAUUCCUUCGUAUCCACAGACACAUUUGUGUUCCAGUCAACGGCGGUUAUUCGUCAGAAACCGGAGAAAGAGCAAGGCGAGCUCGAAUCCGAAACAGCCUCCACUCCGGAAUAUCCAGCACAUUCGCAGGCAACCACUGUGCCCGAGCCCAUUCCGCAACAUCCCGACUUCUCGACGGAGGCCAUUUUUGCCGAAAUGACCCUGUUGGCCCCCUUGUGCGAGCCCGAGCUGACCGCGUGCAAACCUCAAUCGACAUCGGUCCAGCAGAUUGAAAAUGACGAGAUGAUUCUUGCAAUGAAGACUGAAUGCCUAGACUCUCUGAAGGAAUAUGUACCAACCACGCAGAUGUAUGAUACAAGAUACUUCUUGGAGACCUUUGUCCACCAUUUACCUCUCGAGGGAGGUAAGAAUCUCAUGAAGGAAAUCAUCAAGUUCUCCGUGACUCCCGAAAAGCUGCGACAGCUAAGAAAUUUUCUUGCGGGCACGAUUCUCAAGCCAGUUGACCAUGGCAUCGGUAACUACAGGGCCGAGAGAGAUUCCGCCUCAAGAAAGAAGCAGGAAGAUCUUGAAGCGUCUUGUUUAAAGCGGGACGGGUACCGCUGUGUACUGAGAGGGGCUUAUCAGGAACAGUACUUCAUGACCCAACUGUCCGCACAUGAGAAGACGAGACAGUAUUGGGAGGAGCACACUGUGGCACACAUAUUGCCACACGUACUUGGGGGGAAUUUGACGAGAAAAACGUUGAAGAGUAUCAACAAGGCGGAAGACGCCAUCAUACUAGCCAAAUACCUGCCGUUCAACGACUUCCGGUUUGGGUUUGAACCAACACGCGAGCCUCACACCUAUCGCGUGCAUGUCUUCGAGAGCGGUAUUGGUCACUAUCAGCUGAGCAUGGAACCUCGAAGCGUCACCUUUAGACAGAAUGAUGCUCGCAACCCUGUGCCGCUUCCAGAUCCCAACCUGUUGAGAGUUAAUUAUGCUCUGGGAAAGAUGUUCAACCUAAGUCAAGAGAAUACCUGUGUAUAG
Podospora pseudopauciseta is the source of this 1044-nucleotide messenger RNA. RefSeq lists its product as uncharacterized. The record is from RefSeq and is a predicted model, not a curated record. Lineage: Eukaryota; Fungi; Ascomycota; Sordariomycetes; Sordariales; Podosporaceae. The transcript is spliced from 5 exons. Bases 1 to 1044 code for a protein of 347 amino acids.